UUUUAUCUGCGAAUUUCGCGCAUGCGCACUAGCGCGACAUUCAAAUUUCAAACAUGGCGACUUGUGGAAAAAACUAACACUGUUUGUCGAAGGUGUAACAUUGAAUUUUUAAGCAGAUAAAAUUGAAUAAAAAAUUCUAAAUAUGACAGACAGUGUGAAGCGAGCUCUUGGAAUCGACCAGGUAGACCUUAAUGGUAAAUUAAUAAUGAUAGACGAGCGCCAUGGUACUGAUGCUAAUUUUAUAAUAAACACAGUACUGUCUAAAUCUCUGGAAGAAGGUCGUGCAAUUUGUCUGGUACUGUUUCACAAUACCUUCGGACAUUAUCACAACAUCGGUAUGAAACUUGGAUAUAAUUUAACUGUUUUGCGGGAACGUGGUGAAGUAACGGUUGUUGAACCGAUGAAAUCAAUUGUGUGUAAUAUCGAGGAACUGGGUCACGAUUCUGUGGAUCCAAGUACAUCAGAAUUGGAAGAGAGAUUGCGUGAUACAUUUAUCAACAACACACAAAUUCCCGAUCCAUUGAAAUUGGACGAUAAUGUUAUCCAGCAUUUAUUCACGUCAUUGCGACACCAGUAUUAUGAAACUAAAAAAAUACGCGAAUCUGUGACGAUAAUUAUUGACGAGAUAACGCAUUUAUUUGACUUAAAUUUGAGCUUGAAAGAAGUCUGGUUGUACACUAAAUACUUGAGGUCACUAAUGGAAUCGGAACCUACGCUCGCGCUCUGUGUUAUGGGUCACUCGUAUCAAACUGACGCUGAUAAUUGCUAUCCAAAUAUUAUUGUACAAGUUAUAAGACGGAUGUCGCAUUUAUUUGUUAUUACUGAACCUUUAAAAACUGGAUACGCUAAUGAUAUCUCGGGAAACAUGCACGUACAGUGGAGGGUUGCUGCCAUCAGAAAACAACACCAUUGGUCUGAGCGUACAACUUAUCAGUACAAAUUAUUAGAUCGUCAGAUAAAAUUAUUUACACCUGGUGGACUUGCUAUUUCAUCUUAAAUUUGUAAUUAUUUUUUUGGAUAUAUGAUUGUCAAAAAAAAAUAUUUUUGAUAAAAAAAAAAA
Cotesia glomerata is the source of this 1060-nucleotide messenger RNA. RefSeq names its product elongator complex protein 6 (gene Elp6). The coding region runs from base 143 to 997 and encodes 284 amino acids. NCBI's taxonomy places the organism in Eukaryota, Metazoa, Arthropoda, Insecta, Hymenoptera, Braconidae. Gene Ontology annotation, biological process: tRNA wobble uridine modification. The transcript has 2 exons. The record is from RefSeq and is a predicted model, not a curated record. Gene Ontology annotation, cellular component: elongator holoenzyme complex.